Messenger RNA from Penicillium verhagenii, 192 nucleotides. RefSeq lists its product as uncharacterized. NCBI's taxonomy places the organism in Eukaryota, Fungi, Ascomycota, Eurotiomycetes, Eurotiales, Aspergillaceae. The record is from RefSeq and is a predicted model, not a curated record. Bases 1 to 192 code for a protein of 63 amino acids. The transcript has 2 exons.
AUGGCCGCCCCUGGUAUUAAAGCCUUUGGUCCUAAUCUUCACUCCCAAGAUGCAGACACCGAGAAAUGGACGGCAGUCUUCAACCGAAGAGUUGUUGUUACCACCAGGGGCCGGGAAACUAACACGCUGGCGUGUACCAAGUCUGCCCAGGCUCAGGAAUGGAGUGGUAUCUGGCGACAUGAUGGGAAUUGA